Messenger RNA from Pomacea canaliculata, 795 nucleotides. RefSeq lists its product as uncharacterized. The coding region runs from base 61 to 387 and encodes 108 amino acids. The record is from RefSeq and is a predicted model, not a curated record. NCBI's taxonomy places the organism in Eukaryota, Metazoa, Mollusca, Gastropoda, Architaenioglossa, Ampullariidae. The transcript is spliced from 4 exons.
UGGGAGUACAAUGAUAAGAUUUAUGGAUGGAGCACAUACAUACAGGACAGCGACAUCAGAAUGGACACACCUACCCUAGUGCCAGGCACAUGUUACUAUCGUCAGGUCUGCUAUUUAACACUCGUCCUUGCACUUGCUGACUCCGAGAGAGAAUACAAGUGUACAGUGGAGAACGAUGGUGACAAAGACUCGGCCUCUCUCACUCUUGGGAUAGUCAAUGAAGAUGGCAAUGCACCAAUCCAAACUUCAUCAACUCAGAGCCAUACACUACCCCCAGCUUCACCAACUGAGAACUACAGCUCAACCGCUGGUGCCAUUUCUGACAACACGAUUCUCUGCCUCGUUACUUCUGUAUGUCUGAUGGUGUUGAUACAAACUGGGCCAUAAAAACCUGUACUUUACAAUGGACACCUACUCGACGACUUGAAUUUCAGGAAACUGCACCAAUGUCUUUACUCGCCAUGCUAACUUGUAUAUAACAUUUCGUUAAAUUCGUAUCCACAUACACACAAAUACACACAUUAACACAUAAAAACAAAUGAAACCAUAUUUACAGGGUGGGGUUUAUUCCCCAUUGAGAAUAAGCUGCGAUUUCUAUAGAGCCCGUUUUCUUAUUGACAUCUGUGCUCCUUUGAAGUGUAAAGUCCUGAAAAGGCAUGCUAGCCUUUAAAGAUGCUAUUUGCAUAACUGAAUAUCUUAAAAUAAUAACAUUACAUUUUGCUAUAUAGUGUAUAUUUCUCUUAUACUUGUUCUUUUUUGUUUGGACAGAAUAUUUGAAUUAGUUCUCACUGCAAA